CCAUGAUCUCGCUCACUUUUUAUGUUUUUGCCUGCGUGCUUUCUACACUAGUAUAUUAUAUCCUCAAAACUCAGAAGUCCAAAAAGCUCCCUGAAGGGUCCCGCCCAUUGCCAGGACCGAAGGGGCUCCCAUUUGUUGGUCGUGUCCAUGACGUCCCAAGUGUUGCAACAUGGCUCAAGUUCUGGGAGUGGAAUCAGACAUAUGGACCCAUAUACCAGAUGGAGAUCUUUGGAUCUGUUCAUGUUUGGAUAUCAGAUGAAGGAAUCGCCAACGAUUUGCUCUCCAAGCGCGGAAUGAUAUAUUCAGAUCGACCCGUUAUUCCCAACUUACCUGACAAUCGAACUUCUGGUAACUACCUUGCUCUUCUGGGCCGCACUGAUACAUGGAAACGACAACGCAAAUUUGCUCAUCAGAUCAUGACCAAGGCGGCUGGCGACGAUAACUACGACUAUCCGACCAUUGAGUGCAAGCGAUUCUUAUACAACAUGCUUGAUGAUCCCUCAAAUUAUCAACUGCAUGUGGAAGAGUACACCAGUCGCACGAUAUCACGUCUUUCCUGGGGUUCAGCAAGCCAUGCUCAAGAGCUGAGAAGAGGCACAUUCGGACUUCUCCAAACUAUCAGUCCAUCUGGAGCAGUACCCAAUGUCGUGUCUCCACUUGCUCAUGUUCCAUCCUGGCUCAGUCCCUGGAAGAAGAUCGAAAACGCCCGACAUGAACGAGAAGCGACCUUCUUCCGAUACGCGCUGAACACAGUCAAAGAUGCGGUGGCAGGGGGAACCACCGUUCCCAGUCUGAUGAAGAUGUUCCUCGAGGGCAGAGAGAAGGUAGGGAUCCGAGAAGAAGAAGGCCAAUACGUGGUUGGGAUGAUGGCGAUCGCGGGCGCUUUGACGAUCGGUAGCCCGAUUCAGAGUUACAUCCUGGCUAUGUGUCACUAUCCGGAAUGGCAAGCGAAGAUGAGAGAGGAAAUGCGCGACGUCUGUGGGGAACGCUGUCCUGAAUGGGAAGAUCGAGAGAAGAUGCCAUUGCUCAGGGCGGUGGUCAAAGAGGUCGUUAGGUGGAGACCGCCUGUACCUACUGGUAUCCCUCACUGCUUGGAGCAAGACGACGUGUAUAAUGGCUACUUUAUACCUGCGGGUGCCACGAUACAUGCGCUGGAGUGGGGUAUCUCACGCGACCCAAAGACAUAUCCCGACCCUGAUUCGUUCCGUCCCGACCGCUGGAUUUCUCCAAGCUUUCCUACCUAUCGCGAGCCUCUGACACAGUAUCCGAGCUUGAAGGGCUUCUCGCAAUUCGGUUUCGGCCGGAGGACUUGUCAGGGUGUGGACAUCGUUGAGCAAGAACUGUUUUUGACCAUGGGUGGCAUGGCUUGGGCGUUUGAUAUUGGGAAGAAGAAGGAUGAUCUGGGAAGGGAGAUCGAGGUUCCAUUGGCUAAGUAUACAAGCCUAUUAAUUGCGAAGCCGGAAAAGUUCGAGUUUGGUUUGACGCCCGCGAGUGAUGAGAGAUUGCGAAUGGUCAUUGAUGCUUGGGAUCACAUUUUUGAUUUGGAGGGAGAGAGUGAAGAAGAUACCUCCGCUGGGGAGAAGGAAGCUAUACUCAGUUGUUGAUCCUCAACAUGUUUCAUUGCGUUUGGGAGUUUGGUAGAUGUUCUCUCGCUAGAAUGAGCGUUUCGGAGAUACUCAAUUUGCACGAGUUACGAUAGUCAAAGUUCAUAGUAAUGAUACUCUAUUACCAUCACUGU
Molecule: messenger RNA, 1738 nt
Organism: Mollisia scopiformis
Lineage: Eukaryota; Fungi; Ascomycota; Leotiomycetes; Helotiales; Mollisiaceae
Product: cytochrome P450
Exons: 5
Molecular function (GO): heme binding; monooxygenase activity; oxidoreductase activity, acting on paired donors, with incorporation or reduction of molecular oxygen
Source: RefSeq, a predicted model, not a curated record